AUGCAUGUUUUUAUUAACAAACCUGAAACAUCUAUUUCUGCAGCUUCAACUUUAACUUCAACUUCCUCCUCCACAUCUAUUUCUGCAGCUGAUAUCAAUGUCACUCCUCUGAGACAGCUAGUCAUUAUGUCAACACGUAGUGAUAGAGAUUGGAUGUACAAAAGGUUAGAUCAUGGGUAUCUUAGCAUAGCAUAUCAUGCAUCCGUCAAAGGAUUUCUAGAUGUUGCUUUUUCUAAUGAAGCAACUGUUGAUGGAGAUUAUAUUAGAUGUCCUUGUUUUAAAUGCAAGAACAUGUAUUAUAAAACAAGAGGUGAUGUAGAGCUUCACUUGUUACAAAACGGUUUCACUCCAAAUUACACAACUUGGUGGGCACAUGGUGAAAGAAAUACGAUAUCUCAGCAUGAGGAAGAAUCUUCUAAUCCGAUGCAGGAUCCGAUGGAAGAUGAUGAUGAUGAUGAUCUUAAUGGGUAAGAUGAUGAUGAGGAUGAAGAGGACCAAUUCUUUCAAGAAAGUGAAGCGACUUUACCUUCUACAAGUAGCGGUGCAAAUGAGGUGGCAGGACCCCUUUCUCAUGUAAUUGAAGGAGAAAUAGAAGAAGUUAAUGACAAUGACAUUGAGAGAGAAGAGGAUGAAGAAGUUGAUGAUAACUUGGAUGAUUCAUCCGAAGAUGAUAUUGAAGAUGAAAACAUAUGUGAUGAUAAUUCUGAUGAUGAGUAA
Molecule: messenger RNA, 717 nt
Organism: Lactuca saligna
Lineage: Eukaryota; Viridiplantae; Streptophyta; Magnoliopsida; Asterales; Asteraceae
Source: the annotation of a GenBank genome assembly